Molecule: messenger RNA, 1137 nt
Organism: Perkinsus marinus ATCC 50983
Lineage: Eukaryota; Perkinsozoa; Perkinsida; Perkinsidae
Exons: 3
Coding region: 1-1137 (378 amino acids)
Source: RefSeq, a predicted model, not a curated record
AUGCACUACUUCGGCGUUAUCAUCAACACAGCCAUCGAGUAUGAUUGGCGCAUCGCCAUCGAGGCCGACCGCAAGUUCAGGUUAAGAUUAGACGGCCUAGUGCGAAGCGGCCAGCGACUGUUCACCGACCUCCUCGUGGACCCCCUUCUUUAUGGCCCUAUCGUCAUGGAAGCUGCCGCUGCUGUCCGCCUGGAGGCGUUCAGGCGUUCCACCAACCCUAACGCUUCCCGCUACCACUCGGGUCGCAAGCGCCAGCGUCAAGAUUCUGGGUACAACAACGAGUCGGCCGAGAAGACUGACCUCAAGGACGACAAAGAUCUAGCGGCCCACAUCGACGCUGUAGCGGCAGCAUCCGAGCGCUACUCCAUUCCUCCGACCAGCCUUUUCCAAGACGGCUCUGGUCUGGGCGCAGUUCUGCCCGACUUCAACGUUAGUAGCGUGGCUUUGAUCAAGAACCCCAGCUCCCCCUGGCUCACUAUAUUUACCCGCUGUGUUGUCGCAUGUGGUCCAGACACCACGUUGUCCGACGUCGCCAAGUCCGGAGGCAUUCCUGCUAAUCCAUUGGUCCUAGAACGCAGGUUCGAGACGGCCGCAGCUCUUUGCCGAGAAUGCCUCUGUCGUUUACUCGGAGCCGAGGAAGUUAAGUCCCCUCGCGCCGACUACUACGGCCAGCUCUUCGCUGCCAUGUUACGAGCAGGGAAUCUGCCAGAGUUUCAGCCAGAUGCAAGCCGUAUCUCACGCGAACCACCAGAGUGCGUGAAGGGUUUCGAACGACAUUAUGCCUCCGCUGAAGUGGGUAUGGACUUGCUGUACCAGAAGGUCAUGCGUGACAUUAAGAGUGGUUUCAUGGAGGAGGUCGACCCAGACCGCACCGACCUCACCUACGUCAAGUGUGCCCUGAUCGCGAAGGCCAAACCGAGCUGUACUGGUCCUGCCCCGUCGGAUCCUCUCACGGGAAUCCGCAUCGUCGAAGACUACCGUGCUAGCGGCGUUAACCGUGUGGGUGUCGACAACGACUUGAUCCCUGAGACGAUAGUCCUACCUAGUAUCGACGACACCAAGGUAGCGAUGGAAGCGAUCACGGCCGUUCAGCGCUGCAAUCCCUGGUGGGUGCCACCCACUGGGUGGGUCAACUAG